This is a messenger RNA of Scomber japonicus (chub mackerel), 3651 nucleotides long. It is a transcript of the gene mocos, whose product is annotated as molybdenum cofactor sulfurase. The coding region runs from base 110 to 2626 and encodes 838 amino acids. The transcript is spliced from 15 exons. Gene Ontology annotation, biological process: Mo-molybdopterin cofactor biosynthetic process. Gene Ontology annotation, molecular function: molybdenum cofactor sulfurtransferase activity; molybdenum ion binding; pyridoxal phosphate binding. Lineage: Eukaryota; Metazoa; Chordata; Actinopteri; Scombriformes; Scombridae. The record is from RefSeq and is a predicted model, not a curated record.
CGGACUUUAGACCCAGAACAUGUCAGUGAUUAGAUCCCCGCAGCUGUCUGAUCUGUGUGGACCAGCUGUUAAACUUACUCUAUAGCUUUAACGCUACUCAAAGCGACCGAUGGAUUUCCACAAACUCUGCACUUUUGAAACUUUUAAAGAGUGUUGGAGUCACUAUGGCUACGGAGACGACUUUCAAGACGUGAUAGAGCAGGAGUUCACACGAACUAAAGGAAUAUCAUAUUUGGAUCAUGCAGCAGCUACACUCUACCCGGAGUCUCUGGUGAGAGACUACUGCCUGGACAUUACAAGGAACGUGUACGGAAACCCUCACAGCCACAGCCCCAGCAGCAGAUUGACACAUGACACUGUGGAGAGGGUCAGAUACAGGGUAUUGCAACAUUUUAACACCACCCCUGAGGAAUACUCUGUGAUUUUCACUUCUGGUUGCACAGCCGCUCUCAAAUUAGUGGCUGAGAGCUUUCCCUGGAGGCCACAGACUGAGAGCGAAGCGGGGAGUCGUUUCGCCUACCUCACAGACAGCCAUACCUCUGUAGUUGGCAUAAGAGGACUGACGACUGGCCGCGGGGCUGUCACCCUGCCCGUCUCCCCACAGGAAGUGGAAAACAAGGCAAAGGUUGAAACUCAAGGUGAAGAUGUUAUUUGCCACACGCCGCACCUCUUCUGCUACCCUGCACAGAGCAACUUCUCUGGGAGGAAGUAUCCCCUUAGCCAUGUGAAAGGCAUCCGGGCGAGACACCUUUACCCAGCGUGUGACCACCAAGGAUGCUGGUUUGUGCUGCUUGAUGCAGCCUCUCAUGUCAGCUGUGCCCCUUUAAACCUACAAGACUGCCCCGCUGAUUUCAUUCCCAUCUCCUUCUACAAGAUGUUUGGCUUCCCUACAGGUCUGGGGGCCCUUCUUGUCCGUAACAACACAGCAGGCAUACUAAAAAAGACUUAUUUUGGAGGAGGCACAGCAGCAGCUUACCUUUCUGGAGAAGAUUAUUAUGUGCAGGCGGCAAACCUUUCUGACAGAUUUGAAGAUGGCACUGUCUCUUUCUUGGAUAUCAUCGCUCUGAAUCAUGGUUUUGAAGCCCUUUACAAAAUCACAGGGGGCAUGCACAAUAUCCAGCAGCACACAUUUGGCUUGGCACGCUACACUUACAUGCUGCUGUCAAGUCUUUGCCAUGGCAACGGGCGACCAGUGGCUCAGAUAUACACCGAAGGCCAGUUUGAGAGUCCAAGCACACAAGGUGCAAUCUUAAACUUCAACCUCACGAAUUCUCAAGGACAGAUAAUUGGAUAUUCUCAGGUGGAUAGAAUGGCAAGUCUGUACAAUAUUCACAUGCGCACAGGUUGCUUCUGCAACACCGGGGCCUGUCAGUCCUUUCUCGGGAUCACCGACCACCAGAUGAGGAGAAACCUGCAGGCUGGACACAUAUGUGGAGACAGCAUCGACCUGGUGGACGGCCAGCCGACCGGAUCUGUUCGUGUAUCAUUUGGCUACAUGUCGACAUUUGAAGACUGCCGAAGGUUCUUGAACUUUGUUGCCGACUGCUUCGUAGAGAAACCGGUGACGGUAGACCAAGUUAGAUUGAAAAGACUGAAAAUAGCUGCAGGACCUCAGGAUUCAAAUCACGAUCCUGCAAUCAAAAUCACUAAUGGAGAAAUACAUAUAGUAGAGGAGAAGGAGAAACUCACAGAAGCAUCACUGAAGGGAUUUGGAAACAUAGAUUUAAAAAACAGCCACGGGGAGGCUUAUACUCUGACCAACAUCUACAUAUAUCCUAUCAAAUCAUGUGGAGCAUAUGAGGUCCAUGACUGGCCUGUGGGUCCUCUGGGUUUACUGUAUGACAGAGGCUGGAUGGUGGUGAAUGGAAACGGUGUGUGCCUGAAUCAGAAGAGAGAACCACGUUUAUGCCUCAUUCGCCCACAAGUCCAUUUGCCCUCAAACAAAUUGCUCCUGCAGGCAUCAGGGAUGGAUACCAUUUCGGUUCCGCUUGACGACAACUCUCAAAUGCACAGAAGCUAUCGGGUGUGUCAGAGUAAAGUUUGUGGUGACAGGGUGGAGACUGUUGACUGCGGGGAUGAGGCUGCAUCAUGGCUUUUAGAGUUCCUUGGACAGCCCUGCCGCCUGAUAAGACAAAGUCCUGAUUUCACCCGAGACAUGAAGAAAAGGCCCAGCGGAGCUGCUAUCUCCACUUCCCUCUCCCUGGUGAAUGAAGCUCAGUAUCUCAUGAUCAACCGUGCCAGCGUGGAGCUCAUUCAGAAACUAAUGAGCAGCAGGCAGGACUAUUCUGAGGGCGAGCAGCCUCUUGACACACAGAAUGUCAUUAGCCGCUUCCGAGCCAAUUUAGUCAUCGCUGGGGGUGAACCAUUUGAGGAAGAUAAUUGGUCGCACUUGAUUAUUGGCACCACUCGAUUCGUGGUCGCGGGUCAGUGCAGACGGUGCCAGAUGGUCGGAGUAGACCAGGACACUGGGACCAAAACAAAGGAGCCACUUAUGUCCCUGUCUGCCUACCGCAAUGGGAAGGUGACUUUUGGUUUGUACCUGACCCAUCAGCUACCAGAGGGCUCCACCCCAGCCAUUUUCCUCUCCGCUGGUUCCCUUAUACUGCCAGAGCCACGCAGAUCUUAAAGUGCUCAUCUGCAACAUCCUCUUUUAUAUAUUUUGUUGACAUCUUGGGUCUUAAAGCAGUCAUUUCUGCGCUGUACGUCUUAAAAAUGACCUGUCAAACACUGAAGAGUUUCUAUAGACACUGCUCUUUUCUUUCCCUGUGUGGUCCUGAUGUCUUUUCAUGUCUGGCCAUUCAGAUCUCAUUCUGUCAAAGUCAGUUUUGAUGGGAAAUGAAUGAGAUUUUUGUAUGUUUUUCCCAGCGGUUAGGUUCUUAAAAUGCAUGCAAUAAAGUAAAUGUGAAGCCCUAAUUGCAUGACACAUUUAUAACUUGAAUGUGUUAGUGUUAUUUGAGGCAAAACAUGUCCGUCUUGAUGCAAUAAUCUCUGCUCAUGAUACCCUCCCAGACAGUUAUUCCUCUGUUUACUCCCGCGGAGGUUUAUAUUGCUAUUUAUUCCAAACACACCGCUGUUGCUGCUGCCAGAAAUCUAAAACAUAUUGCUCCCUGUGAAUGAAUAACCUACCAGAUACAGAGCCCAUGCUUAUAUAUCUGUAAGUAUACGCUCAGAAUAGUGCUGUGUUGGCCAUUCAAUUCAUUCCCAAGAAGAGUAACAAUGUGAUAUAAAGAGGAUAGGAUAUUUGUAUUGCCUGAGAGAUAGGAAUGUCACAUAUCUUGACCACCAUUUGAAGUCUGAGAUGCUCAGGGUGACAUGCUUUUACGUAAACCACGUACGCUCAACUGAUCUGUCAAGGUCUGGCUGUUCAAUGCCCCUUUAUACUGCUCACCAAUGUGAAGGUACACAAAUGGGCUGCUGCUGUGUGUCCCAAGGUUUAGUAUCGCUUGUGGCAUGUUGGUCAGUAUGUGUCUGAGUCUGCUCACAUGCCCGCCGGUUGUAAGAGCAGCAAAAACUGUGCCCAGUAUGUAGACAGGUGGCGAAUGAAAAACACUGAUAAUGAUUGUUGCUAAAAAAAGGUUUGUAAUUGCUAUUUUUUUAAUCAGAUAUUUAGAAGUGACAUGAUAGCCUAUAGAAGUGACAUUUCACUUUCUA